Molecule: messenger RNA, 1743 nt
Organism: Colletotrichum acutatum
Lineage: Eukaryota; Fungi; Ascomycota; Sordariomycetes; Glomerellales; Glomerellaceae
Exons: 3
Coding region: 1-1665 (554 amino acids)
Molecular function (GO): oxidoreductase activity
Source: RefSeq, a predicted model, not a curated record
AUGGCUCAGCCUAUCGAGGUCAAUGCCCUCGUCGUGGGGGCAGGAUUCGGCGGCAUUUACGCAACAUACCGACUAACCCGUAUGCAACCGCGCAUGAAGGUCCAAACCGUCGAAAUGGCCAGCGACGUCGGAGGCACAUGGUACUGGAACAGAUAUCCCGGCGCCAUGAGCGAUACAGAAAGCUAUCUGUAUCGUUACUCCUGGGAUAAGGACGACCUGCAAACGUACCCCUGGUCGCACCAUUACGUCUACCAGUCCGAGAUCCUGAAAUAUCUCGAACAUGUUGUAGCGAAGCACGCCUUGCGAAAGUACAUGACUUUCAACUGUCAGAUGCAGUCAGCGACUCUACAUCGCUGGCGGAUCGAGUGCUCCUCGACAGGGACCAGCUCCGAAAGAACCGUGUAUCAUGCCCGAUACCUCGUCAACUCGCUUGGCGUACUUUCCAAGGCGAAUUAUCCAGAUAUUCCCGGCUUGAAAGAUUACCAGGGCACCACGUGUCAUACAGGAAAGUGGGAUGAUACCAUCGAGCUAAGGGAAAAGAGAGUCGGCAUAAUCGGUAGCGGUUCCACCGGCGUCCAAGUCAUGACGGCAAUUGCGCCCAUCGUGGGUCACCUCACUCUCUUCCAACGACGGGCACAAUACUCGGUGCCCAGCGGCCAGGGGCCAGUCGACCCUAGCUAUCGACAAAAUAUCAAUGCGGACUACGAUAAGAUCUGGGACAACGUCUGGUCCUCGAGUGUCGGGUUCGGCGUCCCAGAAGCCUUUGAGGAAGUAUGGUCUCAGGGCAACGGGUUCCGCUUCAUGUUCAGCGCCUUUGGCGACAUCGUCACCGACGAAGAAGCCAAUGAAGCGGCCUGCGAUUUCAUACGCGGCAAAAUCGACGAGAUCGUCAAAGACCCUCGCAAGGCGCACAUUUUGAAACCGCGGGAGGCUUAUGCGAGACGACCGCUCUGCGACUUUGGAUAUUAUCAGAUCUUUAAUCGCGAUAACGUUGACGUGAUGGACCUUCAGGCGAACGGCAUCAGACGUCUGGUUCCUCAAGGGAUUGAGCUAGCCGAUGGGACCGUCCACGACAUUGAUGUGCUCAUUUUCGCUACGGGAUUCGAGGCGGUCGACGGUAGCUACACGAGGAUCCAUGUGACGGGUCGAAAUGGCACGUUGAAAGACCACUGGGGUAAUGGAGCUACGACCUUCGGCGCCGUUGCUUGCGCUGGCUUCCCCAACAUGUUUCUCAUCUCUGGGCCGCAGAGCCCUUUCGCAAAUUUCCCUCCGGUCGUGGAGUUAGAGGUCGACUUCAUCAUGUCGAUUAUUCAGCACGCCGAAGGCUCGCACUCGGAUGCAGAGCCAGCAGAAGGUGAGGAGGCCGGAAUCUUGGGCAAGGAAGCGGUUUUUACACGUAGCCAAAGGAGGCGGAUGAUCAUGGAGGCCAAGAGGCAAGCCGAGUCGGACUGGGUAGAGCUGUGUAACAGCAUGCUGAAGGGAUCUCUAUUCGCCAAGACUCCCAGUUGGAUUUUGAGCCAGAACAUUCCCGGGAAGAAGACCAACACUAACUUCUUCUUUGGCGGGCUGCGGCCCUAUCUGAAGUUUGUUGAUGAAGAGGUCUCUGCGGGGUUUCCUGGGUUUCAACAAUCAGUAGCGCAUGGAGAUGUCGUUGCCCACUUGUAAGCUGCCGUGAGGUUAUUGAUUCCAUGUAGUCUCUGAGAGCAUAUAUUUCAGUGGAAUUCAUAUACUAACUGUAUGACC